Molecule: messenger RNA, 2905 nt
Organism: Oreochromis aureus
Lineage: Eukaryota; Metazoa; Chordata; Actinopteri; Cichliformes; Cichlidae
Gene: angel2
Product: angel homolog 2 (Drosophila)
Exons: 9
Coding region: 220-2337 (705 amino acids)
Biological process (GO): 3'-UTR-mediated mRNA stabilization
Molecular function (GO): mRNA 3'-UTR binding; 3'-5'-RNA exonuclease activity
Source: RefSeq, a predicted model, not a curated record
CAUACCGUUCACUGCCUGUGUGCCCACUCCUCAGCUCUAACAAACCACUGCUUCUCUAGCCACACACAGCAAACUAUUACUCCGACACAAGACAGCUGUACUCCAGAUUUCAACGACGCAUUAUAACAGAAAAUGACACAGACUGGAAGGUGACAUUUUGUGUUUAAAGAGGCUUUAAACGACACCGCUGUCUUCGAGAGGCUCGCUUUUACUCAUCCCAUGUUCCUUCGCCGGCUGAGCUCUUUGAGCUCAUCUUUCUCACCCUGCAGUCUUCCUGCUCUUUCCCAGGCCCGCUUCAACAGCAACACUGAUUCCUCUGCGUCCUCCUUCCUUCCCCAAUUCAUUCCCACCCCUCAUCCAUGGUGGUCGGUGCCAGGGUUUCCACCCUGGCCUUCUCGACUUCCCCACUCCCACCCAUCUGCCCUUGACUGUUUCACUCACAGGGCAUUACACCCCCUGAACAUCAACCUUGGUGACUUUGGUCCUUGCCGUUCCUUCCACACCUCUGCAGGCCACUUGAUGGAGUUCCCCGACAGAGACAGAGGGCCGCCCUACAAACGGAGGAAGAGUGCAGAGGAAAAAAAGGAAAGAAAAGAACAAAAUAAAGAAAAGGAGGGACACAGAGGAGGAGCAACAGGGGGUAAGGAGGGAGGGUCCAAGAGGGAGCACCAUCACCUAGAUUCCAGAAAAGAUGGCAGCCUUCGAUCUAGUCACCACUUCAACGAUGGAACUAAAGACAGAGUGAAGAAUAAUGUCGGAAAAGAUGUCAGAGGGGAAACCAGCAGAGACAAAAAUGUGGAAAGGACUAAAAGUGAGACUAAAGACAGACAGCGAAGAGAGAGUGCAGACAGACAUCAUCAUCAUUAUCAUUAUCAUCAUCAUCAUCAGCAAGAAGGACAUAAAGAAUCACAGCCAGUGAUGCACAAACCCAACCCAUGGUUCAAAGGGAGGGGGUCUGAGGAGCUGGGUGGGCCUCACAGGGACACAAAAGGGACUUCAGAGCAGCAGAGGGAUGGAUGUAGUGAUGGAGGGCAGCCUCGCAGCACCACUCACCCCUCAAACCUGGGGCAGGUACCUGGAGGAAACACGCAGCCCUCUCCACCAAGAAGGGCUGUGAAAUCUCUUCAAAGACACUGGGAGUCCUGCAGCACUGACCUCCACCCACCAGGGGACAGUUCAGUCUUUGACUUCUCGGUGAUGUCCUACAACAUCCUCUCCCAGCAGCUCCUGGAGGACAACGCCUACCUGUACCGACACUGUGACCCCGACGUCCUGACCUGGGAGUACCGACUGCAUAACCUACUGGCAGAGAUCCAGCACCACAACGCUGAUAUCCUGUGUCUUCAGGAAGUGCAGGAGGACCACUAUGAAAACCAGAUUAAGCCUGCUCUCCAGGCACUAGGUUAUCACUGUGAGUAUAAAAAGCGGACAGGAAAGAAACCAGACGGUUGUGCCGUUCUCUUCAAAACCUCCCGCUUCUCCCUGCUCUCCUCCAAUCCCAUCGAGUUUUUCCGGCCCGGCGACACCCUCCUCGACCGAGACAACGUGGGAUUGGUUGUGCUGUUGCGACCUAACAACGGCAUAAGUCAUGUAAAUCCCUCCUCAUUCAUCUGUGUCGCCAACACCCACCUUCUCUACAACCCCCGGCGAGGUGACAUCAAACUGGCCCAGCUGGCAAUCUUAUUGGCUGAGAUCAACCGGCUGUCCCGCCUCCCAAACGGGCCGGUUAACCCGGUGGUUUUAUGUGGGGAUUUUAACUCUGCACCCUGGAGUCCACUGUACAGCUUCCUGACCACAGGCUGCCUGCAAUACAGCGGAAUGCAGAUUGGCAUGGUGUCAGGUCAGGAAAACAGUCCCAGAGGUCAGCGUCUCCUCAUGUCUCCAAUCUGGUCUCCCAGCCUGGGAAUAACCCACCAGUGCCAGUAUGAAAACAAACCUAAUGCUGAGACCUCGCCCACCAGCCCUACAGCUGUAGAGGGAGCGAUCUCUAAUCUCAGUGUGGAGGACCUCGCUGCCAAAGCUGCUUAUGAAUUCAGCAGAGCGUGGAGGAUCGAGCACAGCCUGAAGCUGCAGUCGUCUUACCAACAUCACCUGAUGCCUGACAGGAGACCUGAGAUCACCACCUGUCACUCCCGCACGGCCCUGACAGUGGAUUACAUCCUGUAUAGUCCCGAUUUCGUUCCACCUCCCUCGCUUCCAGGUGGGAGGGGACUCCAGCUGCUGGGCAGGCUGUCAUUGGUCGGCCAGGCGGAGCUCGAGGAAGUCAACGGCCUGCCUAACCAUCGGCACUCAUCUGACCAUCUCCCUCUCCUCGCUCGUUUCCGCAUUUGGUGCUGAAACGCUGCAGGUCCACUGAGGAAAGUAGGAAUGUUCAAGGAAUCUGCAGUUUCUUCCCCACAUAAACAACAAAAACAGUAUGAACAUUAAAUGCUGGGGUGUUUAAUUCAGUAUGUGAUUUUAUUAUUAAAAGGGAAAACCCUUUUCAAGUCCUUUCCAAGAGUGGCCGCAAGGUAAAUUAAUGAUUUCAUACAGAUGACUUCACAGAGUUACAACAAUAUUUAUUUUUCUCUCUAUUUUUUGUGAUUCAGAUAUUGAUACUAUUUAUACCCAUCUAUACUAUUAUUACUCUUCAUGUCUUGUUAUGGGAUGAAAAACAAACAGAAGGUAGAGGAGGGGCCUAAAUCCCUGUUGAACCACUUUAAUUAUAAUUUGUGAUCUUUUCUCCAAAAAUGCCCCAUCCCAUCUUUAAGUGGCAAAUUUCAUAAAUCUGCUUAUGAAAUGAGACUAGGGCUGCCACGAUUAGUCGACUAGUCACGAUUACGUCGACUAUUAAAAUCGUCGACGACUAAUUUAAUAGUCGACGCGUCGUUUGAAGCUUUGUAAGAUCUAAAAAGACGCAGGAGUA